AUGACAGUCGACAUAUUUGAUGAAUUAUUAGAAAUAAUUAGUCCAUAUCUACAAAAGACCAACUACAGAGAAUUUCUAACCCCUGAAUUUCGCCUAGCAUUCACUAUUUGCUAUCUAGCCUCAGGAAAUAGCUUGCCUUCCAUGGCUAAUUAUUGGCAAAUUGGAAAAUCUACUGCCUACGAUGUUGUACAGGAAACUUGUCAAGCUAUUUCUAAUACUAUAGGAUCGCUUCCUGAUAGCAGUGUGUUCAGUGCUACAGAAUUUGGUCAAGCUGUGGAAAAUGAUACACUGAAUGCACCCCCACCAUCUCCUUUGCCUGGCACAAAUAUCAUGAUGCCUUACUUUCUUGUAGGUGAUGAGAUAUUUCCUCUGCGUCAUAAUUUGAUGCGCCCAUAUUCUAGACGAAAUCCAUUAACUGAGACACAGCGUAUUUUUAACUAUAGACUUUCUCGAGCUCGGCGAAUUAUAGAAAAUGCUUUUGGAAUUUUAUCAGCAAGAUGGCGUAUUCUUCAGACUUCAUUAGCCCAACUUCCACAUUCUGUUGAAAAUAUUAUGCAACAGUAA
Cyphomyrmex costatus is the source of this 564-nucleotide messenger RNA. RefSeq lists its product as uncharacterized. Bases 1 to 564 code for a protein of 187 amino acids. The transcript is spliced from 4 exons. NCBI's taxonomy places the organism in Eukaryota, Metazoa, Arthropoda, Insecta, Hymenoptera, Formicidae. The record is from RefSeq and is a predicted model, not a curated record.